AAUGGAACAAAAAACACAAGAUAUCUGGAUGCAAACAGAAAAAGAAGCACACUAUUUUACAACUAAACACAAUCAGGAAACAAAAAAAACAGAUAUGUACUUAACUACACACAAUCAGGCCAACAACUAAACACAACAGGAAAUCAAGACUGUACAAAUAAGCAGAUAUGUACUUAGAAAUAGAGGAGUAUGAGGUAAAAACUGGCCUGUGUAUGAGGUAUUAGCGAAUCUAGGUGGUCCGCCAUAGGCUUGGAUGGAUUCUAGUAUCUAUACAACAAGAAGGCAAACAAUAUCGAUCCAAGUUGCAACGGCGUGUCGCGUUGUUUCUGCCUGAUUUCCUUCUCUGUUAAUCAGCUGCUGUAGUCCUUGUCCCCUCCGAUGCAAGACGUGCAGAGAGAGAGAAAAAAAGAACCAUGAAUCAAUUAGGAGCCGAAAAUUCUCGCGCGAGCGGUCUAAAUCUGCAGCAGUUCUGGGUGCGCGUUGCCGGACUCCAUGAACACUCUGAGCCAGUAGUCCAGGUCGCCGUCGGCGCCGAUGGACGAGGAGGAGGCGACAGCCACGUCGACGUCGUCGAACGCGUCGUCGGAGGGCUCCAUGGGGACGGCGUCGUCGAGGCUGUCCAGCGGCAUCGACAGCGUCUCGGACCAGAAGCUAUCGUCGAACUGGAACUCCUCGGCGUCCGAGAAGGAGGUGGUGAAGCUCUCCUCCUUGGGGAACGCGAGCGAGCUCCCCGUGUUGCCGUGCUCCUGCUCCGUCAUGGAUGACUCGGUCACCAACGACGAGGCCGCCGACCGUUCGGGCGACGCCGGCGCAGCGGUGGUCGGGGCCGGUACGACGACGCCGUCGGCGUCGGCCGUCGCCUUCCUGGCUCCACCGCCCCCGCGCUUCGCUGCCGUCGCGGGCCUGUGCUUCUUGCCGACGCCAGCCGUCGGCGUCGUGCCGUGCUGCUGCUGCUCCUGCUUGGCGGGAUCCACACGCUUCUUGAGGUGUGUGUGUGAGACGUUCUUGAUCUCGUUGUCCGUCCGCCCGGGCAGCCUAGUGGUGAUGGCGGACCACCUAAGCAGUUCAGAAGAGAGAGCAGAAGAGAGAGAGGUGAGAGCAGCAGCUGCGGCAAACCCUAGCGUCGUCGGCUGCGGCUGAGAGAAACGAGAGAGAGGCGAGAGCCGCGGCUGCGGCAAACCCUAGCCGUCGUCUGCGAGCGACGAGAGAGGCGAGAGAGAAGUCGUCAGUUGAGGCGAACCCUAACCAAAGUCGG
Molecule: messenger RNA, 1255 nt
Organism: Zea mays
Lineage: Eukaryota; Viridiplantae; Streptophyta; Magnoliopsida; Poales; Poaceae
Exons: 1
Coding region: 535-1140 (201 amino acids)
Source: RefSeq, marked validated